AUGUCAUCAUCAAGCGAGAACAGCUCCAAUUUUGCAGGAUCCAACACACCAGUGACAAGCCAGUCAAGUCAAACCAACUUUGAUGGUCAAAAUAGAACUAGUGGGGCCCAGAAUAUACGAGUCGCAACAGACGCCCUAGCUCAACACCUGGAGUCAGGAAACGCAACUCUUCUAGAAGCCAAUACUGAUAAUGAAAGAAGUCCAGAUGUUUUAUUCAGAGGAUCAUUUACUCAAGGGUUUCCAAGCUUUUCAGUCACAAUAGAUAGAACAAAUAUUACUUCGGAUGGUGCUGUGGUUGGUGAACCGGUGUUCAACUUUGGAAAUUUACCAAACAAUUUGAGAGAUAUGGUUCAAUCAUUAAUGGAAUCCAAUCGACCAAGAAAGAAAAAAGCUACUAAAGAUGCCAUAAAGAGGUUGAAGAUAAUAGAUCCAACAACACUUAAGGAAUCAGAAAGAGUAUGCUCAAUUUGCUAUGAUAAAUUUGAUCAACCCAAGAAUGAAGGACGUGCAAAUGACUCGAAACCCAUUACUAUAAGCAUUAAUGAUACACGCGAACUGCUAACAGAUGACCCUCCAAUUAUUUUUCCUAAAGAUCCAACUGGUUCAAGAUAUUCAGAAUACCAUAGAUUAGCAAAACAAUCAAAACACAAAGAUACCGGCAAGGAACCAGAAGACAACGAACCAGAAGGUGAGCAUAUACCUGUUCAAAUGCCAUGUGGCCAUAUCUUUGGUCGUUCUUGUCUCUUAGAAUGGUUAAAGUCAAACAUUUCAUGUCCUCUUUGUCGUCGUGAAGUUGAGGCACAACCUGUACAAGCUACAGAAGAAGCUACUGCAGACCAGCGCUUCUUUAGAAAUAGAUCAAUCUGCCCAGCAACAUGGUCUGCAAGUGAUAACCUUUAUGAAGACCCUGAGAUCCCAUUUCCUCCAACUAGAAGAUCUCGUAUUUCAAUUUUUAACACUGCUUUGAAUUGA
Molecule: messenger RNA, 972 nt
Organism: Hansenula anomala
Lineage: Eukaryota; Fungi; Ascomycota; Saccharomycetes; Phaffomycetales; Wickerhamomycetaceae
Exons: 1
Coding region: 1-972 (323 amino acids)
Source: RefSeq, a predicted model, not a curated record